Dictyostelium discoideum AX4 is the source of this 1569-nucleotide messenger RNA. Its product is annotated as Arf GTPase activating protein. Gene Ontology annotation, cellular component: Golgi membrane. Lineage: Eukaryota; Evosea; Eumycetozoa; Dictyosteliales; Dictyosteliaceae. The transcript is spliced from 4 exons. Gene Ontology annotation, molecular function: GTPase activator activity. The coding region runs from base 1 to 1569 and encodes 522 amino acids. The record is from RefSeq and is a predicted model, not a curated record.
AUGGAACCAAUACUAUCAGCUGAAGAAACAACCCAAUUUUUUUCAAAAUUUAUAAAUAAAACAGAGAAUAAAGAAUGUUUUGAUUGUCGUGCAAGAGGUCCUACAUGGACUUCAAUUCCAUUUGGUGUUUUUAUUUGUUUCGACUGUUCAUCAAUUCAUCGUAAUAUGGGUACUCAUAUUACUUUUGUAAGAUCAAUUAAACUAGAUCGUUGGAAGAUGUCACAAUUGAAAUAUAUGGAGCUUGGUGGUAACCAAGUUGCAAAACAAUACUUUCAAGAACAUGGUGGUGAUAUAAGAGAUACUGAAUCAAAAUAUCAAUCACAAGUUGGUAUAAACUAUAAACAAAUUUUAGAUGCAAGAGUUAAAAAAGCAUUAAAAGAAAUUUCACCAUUUAGUUCAACAUCAUCAACACCACUUCAAGCGCCAACAACACCAUCACCAUUAUCAAUUUCAACAAUUAAUUCAAAUCCUUCAACAACAACCUCUUCACCAAUGUUUUCUACAAAUUCAAGUAGUAGUAGUGGUAGUGGUAUUUUACAAUCAAAACAACAACAACAACAACAACAACAACAAUCACCAACUACUAGUUUUUCAGAUAAAAAAGUGUCUUCUCAACAAAAGUCAACAACAACUACUACCACCACUACUAAAAAUGAUAGUGAUGAUUUUGAUAGUUUCUUUUCAUCAUCACCACCAAAAUCAACUUCUACAAAAAAGGUUGCAACAAAAAAGAUUGAUCAGAAAUCAUUUGAUGAUGAUUGGGAUUCAUUACCAGAUAAAAAAGAAGAGAAAUUUGAUAAUAAUAACAAUAAUAAUAAUAAUAAUAACUAUAAAAACAAUAAGAAAAAAGGUGGAUCAUCAUUUAAAUUUAAUAAUGAAUAUAUAGAAAAUGAUGAAGAUGAAAGUGAUUCAAAUAAUAGAUCUGAUUUAUCACCUGAAUUGAGAUCACUAUAUACAAGCUCAAAAUUCUCAAUGGAUUUUUCAGUUGAUCAAACUUCAAAUAAACAGGAUUCAUCAUCACCACUUUAUUCACAAAAAUAUAAUAAUAGUAAUAAUAGUAAUAACAAUAAUAACAAUAACAAUAAUAAUAAUAAUAAUAAUAAUAAUAAUAAUAAUAAUAGCUACAAUAAUAAUAAUAAUAAUAAUAAUAAAAACUACAGUAAUAAUAGUAACAAUAAUAGCUAUAAUAAUAAUAAUAGGUCACCAAAUAAUCAAUCACCUAGAAAUAAUAAUGAAAAUAAAAAUUAUCAACAUCAAAAUGAAACAGAUUAUGCUAGAAAGAAUUUUACAAAUGCAAAAUCAAUAUCAUCAUCAACUUAUUAUGGAGAGGAUAAAGAAAAAGUGGAUUCAGAUAAACAGCAACGUAUUUCUAAAUUUACAAAUUCAAAAUCAAUUUCAUCUGCACAAUACUAUGAUCGUGAUGAAACACCAUCAUUUAGUGAAAGAAGUGCUUCUAAUAUAGCAAGAGAUUUAGCAUACAAUGCUAGAUCUGAUUUAACCUCAAUUUCAAAUAAAAUUAGUAACAUUGCAAAUAAUAUUAUAAAUGAUUUACAAGAUAGAUAUAAUUAA